GUUCGCCAGGGGCCCGAGGAAGGCAGUCAGACACCUUGUUUUCUUCCCGACAGUGGCCUGGGUGGACGGCGCGGCGGUAGAGACAAUGCCGUCAAAGAAGAAGCUGAAGGCUUAUAUUAAGAAACUUGCCAUGCCCCCGAAGUCGGCCCAGCGUCGGGAAUCGUCCGGGUCGGCGAGUCCGGGCACCGCGGCCGCCGACUGCGAGUGGCAGGGCGACCACUGGCGGCGCUCGAACCGCUGGACGCCCCCGUGGGACCAGCAGAGCUCCGCGCCCUCCACGCCCCAGUCCGUGCCCUCCACGCCGCCACCCAUGCCGGCGCCGCAGCAGGAGACCACCAACCUCAGCAGGGAUGGCUCGAGCCCCGUCCCCUGGUGGCAGAACGACGGAAACGAAGAGGAGAAGCAGGAGGCAGCGGGGGAUGAACCACGGCGCGGCUUCGAACCCCGUGACAGUCCCUCGCCUUGGUGGGAAAGCGACCAGGCGGAUGACAGAGCAACGAGUCCCACACCAUGGAGGAAGGAGGGGCAUCAGAGGACCGAGAGCCCAGGACCUCCCCAGCAGGCACGCCACAGGUCAACGCUGACCCCAGAGAAGGAGGGCUGGGAGGCAACAGAAGAGAUAUCAGAGUUCUCCAACAAACAGGCCACUUCCGACAAAGAAAAGAACGCAUCUGAGAACCUAGCCAUUCCCAGAGUCAGAGAUGACAACAAAUCAAGGUCAUCUUCCCCCAUGGUAGAAGAGCAAUGGGGAACCCCCCAAGAAUCAUGGAUGUCGUCGGGGAAGGUCAAUGGAAGGGCAGAAGAGGAAGAAGAAGAAGACGAAGAGAGCGAAGAGGAAGAUGAUGAAGAUGAAGAUGAAGAUGAGGAAGAGGAAGAGGAAGAGGAAGAAGAGGAAUCCGAGGAAGAAGAAACCGUUGCAGAACAGGCAGCGCCCAGAACACGCCAGGCAAAUGCACAGCCUGGCUCAUCGAAGCAGCCAGAGCAGCCGACUCCUCAGGCCGCCACAGCCUCGCCUCCGGAGUCCAAAUUACAGGACGCCCUGGGUUCGGAUUUUAAGCCAGAGGAAAAACCGCAGGAACCGAGGGAGCCGAGAGAAGCCCCUGCGCCGGCGGAAGAGCGUGUUAGAUCCCGAGACACGGCGGAAGAGCGUGUUAGAUCCCGGGACACGGCUGAAGAGCGUGUUAGAUCUCGAGACGCGCCUGAAGUACGUGUUAGAUCCCGAGCCACGGCGGAAGAGAAGAAGGAUGAGGAGAAGGAAGUUCCUGCAGAGGAAGAGAGGACCAUCUCGCCCCCUCCUCGGAGAUCCCGCUUCGUCCAAGAGCUCUACAAGGCCGGCUUCGGGGACACGAAGGAGGAGGAGGAGGGCGGCGUCCAGAACAACGUGGAGGAAGCCAAAGUCGAGGACGGAGGCCCGAAGGACACGAGCGCCGGCAUGAUCACCACGCUUCAGAUCGACAUCGAGCCGGAGCCUCAGCAAGUUCGGAAGCAGGAGGUCCUGAACCGCGAACCCGAUGCCCUCUUGACGAAAACCAUCGACUACCCGAGCUUCGAGUCGAACUUGAAAGAGGAGAAGGAGGACAAACAGCCCGCGAUGGACGGGACUGAUAGCAAAUUGAACGAAGAAGGAGAGGGACAAGGAGAAGAAGGCGAGAAAGGGGAAAUGAAGGCAGAAAACGAGAAGGAAAAGAUUGAGGAAAGCGAGAAAGAAAAGAUUGAGGAAAACGAGAUGGAAAACAUUGAGGAAAACGAGAAGGAUGACAUAAUUACCCCACUGCCGAAUGACAUGUGGCGGGAAAAUGAAGACAACACUAACACCAUCGCUUCUUCCUCCGCCGCCGAUGAGAAGGAACCAGAACUGCCAUGGUGGGAACAUGCAGAAGAGGAGGAUACGAAUCAGGAUUCGGGUUCAGUGUGGUGGGAACAGCAGCAAAAUGAGGACGAUACAGAACAGGGGGAGGCGGUCCCUUGGUGGGAACGGCCGGCGGUUAAGGAGCCCGUUCAGAAUGACUCGGGAAUGUGGUGGGAGAAGGAGAAUGACGACCAACAAAAGGACGAGAUAAUGCUGUGGCAACGGUCUAUCGAGCCAGUCCAGCCAGACCCAAAGAUCUUGAAGGACAAGGAAGAAGACAACCAAGAUAAGGAUGAUCUUCCUUGGUGGGAGAAGCAGGAAUUGACGAGGGGCAACAGCGAGGCAAAUGAAGAGUGGUGGAAAAAAUGGGACACGCGCGCUGAGCCCUGCACGGUCAGCAUCACCAAGUUGCGGGAGAAGGCGCGACAUGCUACCCCGUGGUGGGCGGCGGGUGACACGUCAGAGCCAACGGAUGAAAUGGACGAGAAUUCUUUAUGGUGGGACCAAGAUGGUACCACCGCCGAGAGUCCAGCAGUCCCCGAAGCUCCCCCAAUGCCGGCGUCGUCCCCCCGCCUCCCCCCCACCCAUGCCGGGAUGCCCCCACCCCCGCCCCGCCGAUGCCCGAAUGGUACCCGGCGAGAAGAAGAUCUCGGAGGCCAAAAAGUUCAAGCUGGACCAGAUCAAGCGGGCGGCGAGGACCAGGCCGGAUUGGAACACCUUGCUGAAGAACAUUGAGGGCGGCGUCAAACUCAAACACUUGUCCCCCUUCGAGAAAA
This is a messenger RNA of Penaeus vannamei (Pacific white shrimp), 2625 nucleotides long. The record is from RefSeq and is a predicted model, not a curated record. Lineage: Eukaryota; Metazoa; Arthropoda; Malacostraca; Decapoda; Penaeidae.